GAUACUUACGCACACACUUAAAGAGUCUCUUUGUCAAAAUUAUCAGAACGCGACCGAUUUCGGAUGUUCCUCGUCUACUCUUCCUAUGCAUCACGCUCGCUUGUGUGAGGAAGCACUUGUUGACUGUAAAUAAUAGGAUUGAAAUUUGAACAUUUAUUUACGGCAUGCAGAUUGAUUGAUUGUAUCAUGAGCUGAAAUUCGGAGUGUCGUUAAAAUCCAUUUUCCCUGAGGUGACAACAGAAUCCCGUAAUUCUGUUGAGAAAACUGCUUCUAUUAUCGACCGUCGACCGCUUUGUUAACCAAGACUGCGAGAGUCACGAUGGCUGCGAGAGGUAUUCACAGUCUGAGAUUCAAUCAGGAUCAAGGUUGUUUUACCUGCUGCAUGGAGUCAGGAGUGAGGAUCUACAAUGUCGACCCGCUGGUCGAGAAGGCGCAUUUCGAUAACGAAUUAAUGGGAAGCAUCUCCAUGGCCGAGAUGCUCUGGAGGACGAACGUGAUCGCCGUGGUGGGCGGUGGGAAUCGUGCUAAAUUCGCCGACAACACGGUUCUGAUCUACGACGAUCUGUUGAAGAAGUUCGUUAUGGAAGUCACCUUUACCAGUCUCAUCAAAGCGGUCAGAUUGCGAAGGGACAAAAUGAUAGUGGCGCUACAGCGAGAGAUCCACGUAUUUUCGUUUCCCACGCCCGUUCGAAGAUUGCUGACGCUCGAAACGAGAGACAAUCCAACGGGUUUGGUGGAAAUAGCGACGUUCGCGACGGCGCAGAGACAGUUGCUGGCCUUUCCCGGCCACAAACUCGGCAGCGUACAAUUGGUGGACCUUGGAGCCACUGAGGCUGGUAGUUCCAGUGCUCCCGUUACUCUUUCAGCACAUCAGGGUGCACUGGCGUGUCUGGCAGUUAAUGGAAAUGGGACAAUGAUCGCGACUGCAUCUGUUCAGGGGACACUAAUCAGAGUGUGGGACUCUGUACGCAGGAGUUUACUGGUUGAAUUGAGGCGCGGUGCCGAUCCUGCUACGCUCUACUGCAUAACGUUUAGCAGAGACUCGGAAUUCUUGUGCGUCUCGAGCGAUAAAGGGACAGUGCACAUAUUUGCCCUGAAAAACACCAGCUUGAAUCGACGAUCCACUUUUUCAAACAUGGGUUUCCUGGGCAAUUACGUCGAGAGUCAGUGGGCCUUGGCUACCUUCACAGUACCCCCGGAAUGCGCCUGCGUUUGCGCGUUUGGUACACACAAUUCUGUGAUAGCUGUAUGUAUGGACGGAACGUUUCACAAGUACGUCUUCACCGCGGAAGGCAAUUGCAAUCGACAGGCGUUCGACGUCUUCCUUGACGUGUGCGACGACGACGAUUUUUAACACAAGGCCUAUUACGCCGUGCCUACUACGUGUGCGUGUGUGUGCGCAUAGCUACCAGGCUUGCAAAUGUACUUGCGAUGAAAUUUCUAGUCCGUCUGCGAACGAAAUUUCGUGUUUAUGUGAUACAAAUUGUACAGGUAAUCGAAUCGCCGAUUACGUGGAAAGUGCACAAGUCAUGGGAAAGUCAAUAUCCUAUAGUGUCCUCGAAUACGACCUCUUUUUUUGUGUGGCUUAUGUACUUUCCAUAAUUAAUUAUACAGUUUUAAUAAAUAUCGACAGACAUUUAUUUUGUACAACAAA
Wasmannia auropunctata (little fire ant) is the source of this 1654-nucleotide messenger RNA. Its product is annotated as WD repeat domain phosphoinositide-interacting protein 4-like. The record is from RefSeq and is a predicted model, not a curated record. The transcript is spliced from 8 exons. NCBI's taxonomy places the organism in Eukaryota, Metazoa, Arthropoda, Insecta, Hymenoptera, Formicidae. Gene Ontology annotation, biological process: protein lipidation; protein localization to phagophore assembly site; nucleophagy. The coding region runs from base 320 to 1354 and encodes 344 amino acids. Gene Ontology annotation, cellular component: phagophore assembly site membrane; cytosol; extrinsic component of membrane. Gene Ontology annotation, molecular function: phosphatidylinositol-3-phosphate binding; protein binding; phosphatidylinositol-3,5-bisphosphate binding.